AUGACUGUGUUUCAACAAGAUGCCAAGCCAAACGACAAACAGAUCACCGCCAUCCCUGUCUCGUCAAGCUCCGUGUGUUACAGGCAUGAGGGCCGUCGAAGCCCCCUCUCCACUACCGGCCCCUCUCCCAGGUUGGAUCAAGUGGCAAGACAAGACAGACAGACAGACAGACAGCACAAGCUGGAUAUGACCGAGGUUGCCACUCAAGCUGAGAAUGUGCCUGUACCUGUAUUAGAGCUGAGCUCAUACUUCCUUCACCAUUCUCCCCUCGACCUGAUUAAUUACAAGGCUCAGCUCAGCCCCUCUCAUGCUAACGUUAGUCCCUUCCUUUACUCCCGCCAUACUUACCUCAGAUUAAAGUACUGCAGACUUGGCUAG
This is a messenger RNA of Fusarium graminearum PH-1, 378 nucleotides long. RefSeq lists its product as uncharacterized. The coding region runs from base 1 to 378 and encodes 125 amino acids. The transcript has 2 exons. The record is from RefSeq and is a predicted model, not a curated record. NCBI's taxonomy places the organism in Eukaryota, Fungi, Ascomycota, Sordariomycetes, Hypocreales, Nectriaceae.